CAUCCACAUCCAGAAAAGUGAAGUUAGGAGCUGCCACCGGCUGGUGUUCAUUGUUCUGGUGGUGCGCAGAAUAGAAAACACUCGGAUGAGUAAAAAUAGUUUCCUGCUCGUUCUGGAGUGAUGUUUCAAAAGACUGCUGGGUCAUAAGGACGGGCAAGAUGUUGCAGAGGUAGAAGAUCUUCAAUUGUUGGCUUUUACCUUUUGCAUUAGGACAAGUAGAGUACCACCUCAGUUCCUCCUCCCUGUUAAAUGAGCAAUGAAGAAGAUGAUGAGCCAGGCCUCCUGUAGGAAUGGUCUGCAGGUGUGUUUACUCCUACUGAUGGUGGGAAGACUGCAGGGAAGGGUAACAGCACCAGAGCGUCUGGAAGCUCCAGUGGAGAAGCCUUUUACUCUGAUGUGCAGUGUUUUGAGGGAACGAGGUGAGUCUCUGAAGCAGGUGCGUUGGCUGGAUGUCCAGAACCAGACCCUGCUGAGCUACCUGCCCGGCCAAAGAGACAGUGUGAGUGGACAGCAGCAUGUGGAGCUCGCCUCCUCCCCAAAGGACUCCUCGGCUAUCACCAUCCGUAGGGUGGGCUUCCGUGACGAAGGCUGCUACACCUGCAUCUUUGACAUGAUACCUUCGGGUUCAAAGCAGGGACAGAUCUGCCUCACUGUUACCGCGCAAGUCACUGUCGACAGCAACAAAACAGCAGUGAGUGGCAAGAAGGCCUCCCUCUCGUGCUCCUACGGUUUGCCUGAGAAGGUGCAACAGAUCAUAUGGAGACACACUUCUGCACAAGGAGACUCCUCACAGGUGGCCUCCUUUGCAAAGCGGAGUGACCCCAUGAUAGAGCCACCCUACCAGGGGAGAGUCUGGCUAAGUGCCUCCCUGUCCGACAGUCAGCUCACCAUCCAGCCUGUCGCUAUCCAGGAUGAGGGCUGCUACACAUGCCUGUACACCACACUCCCUGCAGGACAGAAGAGCUCCACGGUUUGCCUCGCCACCUAUGUGCUGCCCAAACCUCAGGUGAGCUACAAGACUACCUCUCCAGGUGUGAUCGAAGCCAACUGCACCUCAGUGUCGCGCCCCCCAGCGGAGAUAGUGUGGAACGUGGAGAGGGAUAACCGCACUAUGGGCCCCCCUGUUACGACACAGCUCCCACAGGGAGACGGGACCACACUGGUCAUCAGCACACUGACUGUCCAAUCAGGCCUCCUUAAAGAUGUGUCCGUCAAAUGCUUGGUGCACCACAAAGGGCUUGAGUCACCGAUUGCUGUAUCCAUGAACACCAAAAUUGGGACGGCUCUCACCAUCCUGAUCUCAGUCACCACAGUGGCAGCCCUGUUGGUCAUGUCCCUCUGCUUCUGCCUGUGGAAGUGUUUCUUGCGCAAAGAAGCUGAUUAAUCUUUCAGAUGAGACCAGAAGCUGAAAGGAAGAGGCAGAGUAGUUUCCCUGCAUCAUCACCAUCAUCUUGGUACGAAGGGAAGAUGUUCUGACACACCUCUAUAGAAUGUCAAAUACAAUCCUAUGUAUGAGCGCCAACUGUACAACGACAUUCAUCUCUGCUCUUCUGCCUCCGCACCUGACUCUUAUAUAAUCUCCAGGCUGUCCUCACAUGAAGUCAAUGAGGAAAUGUUGAGUGGAUCAUAUGUUUUCUCUCUCUGUAAUUGAUUGAGUUGAUGGCCACACAUUCCCCAACGCACAGCAGAGUCACUGUAUGACGAGUUAAAGUACAGUGAUUUUGCUGUUACAGCAUAUUGCAUGUCUUUGAAAUACUCUCCUGUUUGUCUCUCUUUAUUAGUCCUUAAAGGAUAAGUCUGGUGAAGUUAUAUUUCUUCACAUCCCAUGAAAAGACUGAACAGCAAAUGGAUAGAUUCUGCUAACAACUAUUGUCUGUGUAGCCAAAGCACGAUAUAUUGUAUUCCUCUGAGCUCCUCUGAUGUCCAACAACUAUAAAAACACAUCACCAUCCUGCUUCUGUAAAUACUCACAAGCACACCAAAUGUGUAUUAAUCCACAGCUAAAAGUAGUCCCCCAUAAAAUAUUCUACAGUGCUCAGCUGUUUUUGGAAAUCAUUUAGCUUUUUUUAAUGUCAAAACUCUAUUCAAGCCUUUAUCUACAUAGGAUUUUUUUGACAAUAAAAAAAAUAAGGAAUAUCGCCAGCCUUAUCCUUUAAAUAACCCAGCUAAUCGCCACCGUGGGCUCACCCCUAGUGUUUUUCUUCGUGUACCUCAGUCAAAGGCCUCUGUCACUUCUGUGUAUUUCUAAAAGGAGGGUGGGGUCAGGGACUGACCCUGAAGAAUAGUCAGUAGUUUACCUAAGGGGGCUGCAUACUUAUGUCUUGUUUGUGUAAUAUCUAUUGCAAACUUUUCUACACAUUUCACAGACUGUUUGAGUGUGUUGUGAGAGUGUGUUGUCCUUCUGCCUGUCGAAGUGUUUCUUGCGCAAAGAAGGUGAGUGUGUGUCUUUGUGUGUGUGUGUGUGUGUGUGUGUGUGGGCGUGUGUGUGCAUAUUUGUUAGAGGUUAGAUUUCACGAUCAGAUAGCUUGAAUCAAUUCCCUGAGAAAGCAACACUGAAACCCUUUUGUUGCCCCCGAAAGGAAUGCGUGUGUUGUUGCCCGUGUAGGCGAGUUCACGUGUGUGAAAAUGUGAGUGUGCAGGUUGGGCUGCGGCAAGGAAGUUUAGUGGUUGGAUAACGGUUAAAUGCCCAGAAGAGCCACUGUUUGAGUGUUCUUGACAAAAAAACUAAAAUCGUGCAUGCUCAUUUGUCAGUCACUCUGGAUCAAAGUGGCACCUAUAUAUGCCCAAAUGCCUUUUGUGACAUAUCAUGUUUGCAUGUGUACAGGGGCAUUUUAAAAACUGAAGCUUUAAGCUGAAAUAAUCUUGUAUAUCAAAGCAUAUGAUUAGAAUCAGUCAGUUAUCAUCCAAAUAACAUGUAGGUUAUAUUCGAGCUUUGUGCUUCAGUCGGGCACGUCACAGUCCUCACCAUUAAUAAGAGUCCUCUGUCGGCAUAGUUUCACUAUAUGCAUACUACAUUGAUUAUGAGCCCAGAGUUUACAUUAGAAUAACUCUGAAAUGUGGUUUCAGAACAUUUUUAAAUGGAAAUGUAACUUAGUAUCAGCCCUGUACAGAGCACAACUGUAAGGAAGAAAAUAUGACCAACUCUGAAAAGUUGAUGUAAUAAAUGCAACAAACAGAAUAAUAAAAAAUAUUUAAAAUAA
Molecule: messenger RNA, 3200 nt
Organism: Dicentrarchus labrax (European seabass)
Lineage: Eukaryota; Metazoa; Chordata; Actinopteri; Moronidae
Exons: 7
Coding region: 257-1384 (375 amino acids)
Molecular function (GO): cell-cell adhesion mediator activity
Source: RefSeq, a predicted model, not a curated record